Messenger RNA from Theobroma umbraticum, 1431 nucleotides. RefSeq names its product chorismate mutase 2 (gene CM2). Gene Ontology annotation, cellular component: cytoplasm. Gene Ontology annotation, molecular function: chorismate mutase activity. NCBI's taxonomy places the organism in Eukaryota, Viridiplantae, Streptophyta, Magnoliopsida, Malvales, Malvaceae. Gene Ontology annotation, biological process: chorismate metabolic process; aromatic amino acid biosynthetic process. The record is from RefSeq and is a predicted model, not a curated record.
UAAAUGACAACUUGGCCAUUAAUGACCAGUAAUUAGUCCCCGGAGAUAGGGUUUCCAUUCUUAGAACGACAAAGGGCCAGAAACCAGCCAGGUUCUCUUUUUUAUGGGUUCGAAGAAGAACUAGGGACAAACAAGAUAAGACAGAUAUACGAACAUAUCCAGCAAUCACGCGAGGCCUGAGCCGCCACCACCCAAAAAAGUUGUACGUUUUUAAAGCUUGGCUGAUUGUAGUUUGAACGCAAAGAAAAGUAGCCCCCUUGCGCUCUCGCACCCAACUUUUUGCCUGUUUUCUUUUGUCAAGGAUUCCAUCUACUCCUGGAUGGAUUAGUUGGCUGGAACCGGCGAGUCAUUGCUGCCACAGAAUUCAAACCGGGAAAGUCGUUGUCCUGGCAGAUUAAGAAGUAAAAACAGAGAAAUAUCAUCUGUCAAGAUCCUACUCUUCAGCUCCCGUUUACUUUUCCUCUUCCGGCUUGUAAACACGAAAUGGCGAAAGCAGAGUCCAAUGUUAGCGAUGGGUUGACGCUAGAAUUGAUAAGAGAGUCAUUGAUCAGGCAAGAAGACACCAUUGUUUUCAGUCUCAUAGAGAGAGCCAGGUUUCCUUUAAAUUCUCCAACCUACGACAAAUCUUACGCUUCUUCUGUUCCUGGGUCCGGCGGCUCUUUGGUUGAGUUCAUUGUGAAACAAACAGAGGCCAUCCAAGCCAAGGCUGGGAGAUAUGAGAAUCCUGAGGAACAUCCAUUCUUCCCAGAUAAUCUACCACCCUCACAGGUGCCACCUCAGAAGAAUCCUGAGGUUUUGCAUCCUGCAGCCAUGUCUGUAAACAUAAAUAAGAUCAUAUGGGAUAUGUAUUUCAAUGAACUGCUUCCAUUGUUUGUCACUCCUGGUGAUGAUGGAAACUAUGCAUCAACAGCUGCUCGUGAUCUUGAGUGUUUACAGGCCCUCUCCAGGAGAAUACAUUAUGGAAAACUUGUAGCUGAAGUUAAAUUCAGAGAUGAAAGGAAAGACUACGAGCCAGCAAUUCGUGCUCAGGAUAGAGAUACCCUGAUCAAUUUGUUGACCUUUGCUCGAGUGGAAGAAGCGGUGAAGAAGAGGGUCGAGAAGAAGGCAAUGACAUUUGGCCAGGAAGUGACGCUCGGUGAUGAUGGCAACAAGGGGAAGUACAAAGUAAAUCCAGCUAUUGUUUCCCGGCUCUAUGGAGAUUGGGUGAUUCCCCUGACAAAGGAUGUUGAAGUUGAGUACCUCCUCCAUCGCCUUGACUGAGCAUAAUCUCAGUUCCUGAUGAUUCCAACAAAGAUCGUAUUGUGUAAAACCUGCUUGUUGAUUAUUGUUCCAAAUGAAUAAGAUUGUAUUAUGGAAAAAUCGGGCCCGACUUUUCAUAACUCUUGUAACUCUUUGUUUCAAUAACAUCAACUGGUUGAUGUGUUAUUCAUA